Molecule: messenger RNA, 4681 nt
Organism: Scatophagus argus
Lineage: Eukaryota; Metazoa; Chordata; Actinopteri; Scatophagidae
Product: myb-like protein X
Exons: 8
Coding region: 2050-4590 (846 amino acids)
Source: RefSeq, a predicted model, not a curated record
UUAAGUGGAAUAUUUCAGGAAGACCCUGCUCCAGUCCUUCUCUUUCUAUCAGCAUGUUUUGAUUUACUUUUCUUGGACAAAAGGACCCAGGAAGUAUUUUUAAAAUUGUCAGUCAGUCAAAACAUAACUUCCAAAGGAAAGACAAAAACAUAUGACAAGGCAUUUAUCUCCACUUGCAGUACAACAAUGGGUAACAAGGAGAGACCUCAGUGUGCUGUGGAACUGAAAAUUUCAGCUUCUAACAGAAACGCCACUUGGAGACAACACAUACAACAACAUGUGCACAACAGAGUCGCUUUACCAAAGCUGCAUCUGUUCCUGCAAAUGCUCAACUAGCCUGGUACAAAGUAGAACACGGAGUUGCUUAAUGUAAAAAGCUGCGUACAGUAGCCGAGGAAGUAAUAUUUCCCUCUGCUACUGAUAUCGUUUCAAUAAUGAAGCAACAGUCAGCAAGCUAAAAGACGUUUCCUUUGAAUGGCUGAUGAUUGACUUGUUAAAAAUAAAUUCCAGUGGAGUUUGUAAGUAAAAGAUGUGUGUGUAUGUGUCGGAGUACUAAAGUUAAGUACAGAUAGACGAAUAAUGCAAUUAAGUACACCACUCAAGUAAAUGUACUGCAUCACUAUCCACCCCUGCUCAUGUAAUCAACUAUUCCACAUGGGUUGGCUGACUGAACUACACUAAGUAGCUCAAAGCUGAAACAGGAAGUGGUUCUGUAGACUUUGGGUGAUAAUUAUUCACAGUUCACCUUAGCUUUGAUACCUGAGAAUCACUGGCACCACGGCAGAGUGUUAUUGUGUUGAUUCUUCCAAACAGGCCCCAGGACCAAAGACAUUUACGACACAGUGGAGAUCACCCAGCCUGUGGAGCCUGCAAACAGAAACAUAACCCUUUUGGGUAUUAAGGCUGGUGAUACAUCAAAAAACAAUGUGUCAUUUCCAUAUUUACAUUUAAUAUCACAUUUUAAUUGUUAUAUUCAUUUGUCUUUCAAUUACCGUCUCGGAGAAUUCUAAACAGUGAAGUUCAGAUGUAUCUCAUCAAGCUGAGCCAACACAGAGUAGUGCUUAAUAACGUAGUCCUUCAUGCCAUUGCACUAGUAGAUACAAUAUGAAAUAAGAAAUGAAAUAAGUAUGUAAAUGUAUACUAAUUUUCACAGUUUUUUUCUUCCACUCACUGAUUUGGGCAAAAGUUGCUGGUUUCACCUUGCAAAUCUGGAUGACCAGCAUAUGGUGCUUUAUUGGGUUUAAUCAGACUUUCUUAUUGUUCUAGUCAGAACACCUCUACUUAUUUGCAGUCAAAAUAUGUUAAUCAGUAUCUAUUGUGACGCAGAAUAGUUCAAAGAGUGAGAGUGAGCAUAUGAGACAUUACAGUAUAUUACCAUUAUUGCCGGAUGAGUCAUCCACAGACAUGUCUGCUUACCAUUCCCCCGCCUCACUGUGCCUCAGCCACACAAAGAGUAACUUGCAACUGUAAACUGCCUGAAGAGAGAAAAUGUAUCUGAAGAGAGAAAAUGCAUCUCCCUGAAGGGUAACAGUAAGGAUGAGAAAAUCAUGAAACCAGAAAUCAGAAAACAUGCAACAGAGAGUGAAUGAAAAAAAGGGCAUAAGGUAAAACUGGUUUUGUCAGUUACGAUACUAUCGUCUGACCUCUGAGAAUGAGGAAAACCUUAGACAGAAGGAAGCAGGGAUGAAAAUAUACAGGCUGAAAGAGAUGAAGCAGUAUAAAACCAAAUGUGACGAGGGACAAAGAAAGAGCGAUUGAGGAAUACACACAGAGGAGACCUGCCAAGUUAAGAGAAAAAGUGACUGUGAUACUCCCUAAAUGGAUACAUGCUCAAAAGUACACACUAAUCAGAAAGAUCCAAAUACUCACCAAGUCACACUCAGACCACCACUGUUCACAACCACAGACACUUAAACAAGUCAUCAACGUACUGGCUCUGUACCAGAAAGAGACUGAACAGGACUGGGACCUCAUGUUAGAUCCAGAUCCAGAUCUAUCAUUUGUACUGCUCGGGAAAUAAAGAGCUCCACCUCUGCGCACAUUCCUGAAAUGGACAACAGAAAAGAACUGACGUUUCCUUCCACACUGGCAACUCCUCCCCCACUACCUCCCAAGUCUUACCAGAGGUCACCUAUAUCUGCAAAAACUUUAUGCCAGGGCUCACAGUUGAAAGCUUCUAAAACAGAGAAGAAACCCUUGAACUCACUGGGAUGCCAUGCAACUCCUGUAUUGGGUGGAGUUAAAGGAACCAAUCAAAGCUUGGGUCAUGUGCCUGUGGAAGAACAUGGCAUGCUCAAUAGUAGUAUAGUUGGAAUUUUACCUAAAUUGGAACCAAACAGCCAAACACAGUAUUCUCCAAGACCUCCUCUUAAAUCAGCUAUAAAAACUCCAAGGUCCAAUAACUCAGAAGAAGGAAUUCAUGGAAGCAAACAAGAGGCGGAAUGGAAGGAGCUUAAAGAAAAGUUGAUGGACAAGAAGAACAUACAAGAACAAGAUCUAACUGAGAGAAAUGAGAAGAUGGAAGAGAAUGAAGAAACAUCUCAAACAGAAAACCAUCUGGAUUUAUCAAAACCUCCACAACAGAUGUUAGUAUCAUUUACAGACAAGAAGAAUGGUGGAGAGAAAGGACAGGACAGGGAGAAGGAAGAUCAAGAUCCUGGUAAUAUUGGGUUGACCACUUCUACCAUGACAGAAACUUCAUCCCUGCCUGGGAUGGACAUUACCACAGAUGAAGAAUCUGACUUGGCACCAACUAACAGGAACUGUACAUCUACAGCUUCAUCAAAACCAGAACCAACAAUUCUGCCACACCCUCCUCCAAAGCCACCUCGAAAAUAUCCACCAAAAUUAAACAUCAAAACUCCUCAGUCCAUUGACUCCAUGAAGGCUGGGACAGAAGAGGAGAAGGAGAUGGGAAAGCAGAAUGAUGAACAGUGGAUAGACAAGGACUUGAUGAACAAGGAAAAGGAUGAAAAUGAAGGAGAAGUAAAGGACAGAGAGAAGUUAAAUGGAGAUAAUGAGUCAACCACUUCAAUCAUGACAGAAAUGCCUUUCCAACCAGGAGAAAUAACAAUGAACAUCCCCAAAUCUGCAGUGAAUCAGGUGGUUGAAUGGCCAGCAGAGGGGCGAAGAUUUUGUCUCAUGCCCCCUUGUAGAAACAGAGCAAUGCCAGUAAUCACAACAGAGAACGACGCAGUCAAUUAUGAGUCUCAGAACCCCAGAAAAGAACACCAGAACAAAACAAAUGGACAACUCGGUCCUCUUUCACAAGAGGUUCUUGCUCAGGUCAACCAUUCAGAGACAGACUCAAACAUGGAGACACUCAAAUGGACAGAAAGCACAGAAAUCCAGAUGUCAGGUUUGCAAGGUUCCGUAGGAAUGUCUGAAUUGUCAUCUGGACAUCAGGGAGAGACAGAUGUGAUGGGGGUAAAGUUGGAUCCUUGUCAGUUAGGGUUGAAGAGAUCAGAGGGCACACAGGAAAUUGCUGAGGCACUUCUGGAUGGGCAACUGAAGCACACGAACCAGAAGACCAAUGCAAGGGAAAAGGUGAAACAGUUAGCCAAAAAGGUGAUGAGUAAAUUGAAAGAUGGAAGAGAGGAGAAAAGAAGAACCAAAACAGUUGAGAUGGACAUGGCUGGAGUAAGAGAGAAUGAUAUUGAUGUAACAAAGGAUGUAAGGAGGCACUGGGAGGAAGGUGGGAUAAACGAUGAGGAGAAAUCAGAAGAUUUAGGUGACGAUACUGUGCACCCAUCAGCAGUGACGGAAAGAGAGAACCAUGCUGACCUGAAGGAGGAGGGGAUUAAAAGAAGAAAUGCAACAUCAGAAAGUCCUUUCAGCUCCUUCAAGGUCUACAGUUCAGUGAACCUGAUGGAGGAGCUUCUGUCAGGUGAUGAAUGGUCACAGUUCCUGUACAGAGACAUGAGCUCUGGACAUGACCCACCUUCAUGUCAGUCACACUCAGGGGACACAGGACAGCUCAGUGAGAACUUUCAGUUUAACUCUAGUACUGAACUCACACCAGAUGUGUUUGACGGCACCCCUGCUGUCCUAGAGGAACCUAUCUAUGAGCCUAUCAGCCUGUCAAAUAUUGUUACAGAAGAAAGCCAAACACAUGGAAAACAAGAGAUGGACAGAGUACCUGUCAUACCAAAGAUAUUACUGGAUGAAGAAACAAAUCAGAUGAGCCCCAGGACCAAAGACAUUUACGACACAGUGGAGAUCACCCAGCCUGUGGAGCCUGCAAACGCAUACAUGAACAUUUUUGAUAUUAAGUCUCAGGGGGUUUUAGACAACGAAGUUAAGAAGUAUCUCAUCAAGUUGAGCAAGAAGAGGAAACACAGAGCAGCACGGAAACGUUGUUGCUUUCGCAGACAUGUUGAGACAUCCAGCCAGUCUUCUUCCUCCACCUCUUCACAACAAGUCUUCCCUGCCUCCAUCUUCUACAACAUCCCAGCUUCAGGAGGAGAGGAGCAGCUCUUAACAGUCAAGUCUGGGGGAAGCAGCCCCAGAAGUCUGGCCAAGAUAAAGAUGGCUUUGAAGGAUAAGACCAUGCUGAGAGCAGCACGGCCAAAGGAAGACAGAGGAAAGUAGAGGAUGCUUCUUUGAUUUUAUUCACGUGUUCGAUAUUAACAUCAAUUUUUGUAAAAAAAAAAAAAAAAAACAUCCCCCGCCACCCCUCUUU